Molecule: messenger RNA, 1374 nt
Organism: Fomitopsis serialis
Lineage: Eukaryota; Fungi; Basidiomycota; Agaricomycetes; Polyporales; Fomitopsidaceae
Exons: 6
Coding region: 1-1374 (457 amino acids)
Source: RefSeq, a predicted model, not a curated record
AUGGCCAUCGGUUGGCCGGCGUCGGAUGGGUGCACCUUGCGGCCUUUCCUGUUAAGACGUUCGAAGACCGGCGACCCGACGUCGGGUGCCCCUAACACCAUAGGAAUGGCCGAUGUCGGUGGGCCCCAUACUCAUCGGGCAGUCGAGGUCGGCCGGCCUCCCGCUCCGCCUCUUCAACCUCAGGGCGAAUUCAUUCGGUACCCAACAUCGGAUAUCUCCAUGAGCAUCGGGUGGCCGCGGUCGGGCUGCACGAUAUGCAUCGGACACGCCGAUGUCGGGCAGCCACACCAUCCGCCUUUCCAAUGUCGGCUGUCCCCUCCUGCGUCGGAUGGGUCGGCUGGCAGGGGGUCCCUCGGUUGGGUAAUGUCGGCGGUCUGCAUGACCAUAGGCCAGCCGAGACCGCAGGCCCCUGGGCUCACGCAGGGGCUCUCCGCUGCUCCCGCGAGCCUCCGUCCGUACCUGCUGACUCCGAAGCGCCCGCCCGACGCGUACUCCCUCCCGUCUGCCUUUCGAUUUAGCGUUCUCAUUGGCCAGCUCCUUGCGCAACACGCCGUCCAGUGGUCGCUUAACGCGCCUUACAUAUACUCGCCCGUCCUCCGCACCUCCAUCUCUUCCCCCACCCUUGAAGCCAUCAUGUCUUCCCCGCCCUCACGUUUCAAUCGCUCCGACUCCCCAGCUGGCUUGAGUGACCCCGGUCGCGGCACUGCGCGCGGUCCAGCGGCUUUCCUCGCGGCCCCGACGGCCUUUGCUGCGCUUCCCCCGCCUUCAGAUCCCGUCGCGGGGGAUGGUUUUGCGGCCACCGCCUUUGGCGGCAACGCUGGUUCAGCAAUUGCUGCGGAGCCUGGUUUGCCGGCGCGCGACGCGCCUGAGCAAGGUCCUGCGACUGGGCCUGUUGCAGCGAGCCCGAUGGGCCUCGCAGGCGGCGCUCCUCGCGAGAUCUGGGAUGCGUCGCCUCCUCCGGUUCCCCCGCCCCUGUACGGGGCACAAGACUUCCACCAGCAGUGGACCUGGCCGGCAUACCUGCGUCCGGACUACAACCGACCCUGGACCCGUGCCACGGUGUCGUUACGUGACCUCCUCCGCACCAUGAUAGAGCUGGUCCGCGACAUGCAGCCGCACUACCACGGCGACUCGCGCGGGGUGCCCGACCCGACGAACUCAAUACGAAGGCAUGCAACAGAUGCAAUCCGCGUGGGCCCCAUGGUCCACGUGUACAAAAUUCUCUGGCGGGAGAGGGGCCCUCCGCUCGUGUGGUCGAUGGUCGUCGUGGCGGCGCACCCGGAGCAGGAGGUGGUGCUUUAUCGAAUCGUGCACCACCUAUGGUCAACAAGCGGCAUGACGCACGCACCGGGAGCGUACGCGCCACCAGCGUGA